AUGGAGGAAGAGUUCCAACACUCAAAACCAGCAGAUGCCAGCGACAUCGACAUGGCAAUAAACAUGAUCCAAGAACAUGCCGAAAACAUUCAAAACAACGCCGUAGUGACGAUGCACCAAAUCAUGGCAAGCGAGAUGAAGACAAUGAUGACCCAGUUCACAGCUCAACAAAGAGACACAAACAACAAGCUAGAAGAGAUCCUCAAACAGAACUCAAACCUCAAUGGCAGAAUCCGAGACUUAGAAAACAAGCUCGACAAGGUCAACCAACAAAACGACACGAUGAGGCAGAUGAUGGCAGAUCUGAUCGCUACUGGGAUUCCGCACGGGGUCGACGCCUACUCAAGCGCAGUGCGGAACCAGGACAAAAGAGGAGACACCACGAUGAACAAGAUAAGAGCCAACGCCAAACCAUCAAUGCCCAACCAUAACCAGUCAAGCAAGACCAAGAACACUACGCCGAACAAAGCCACGGCAGUACACCACCCCUCGAGGCUAGUGGUUCGCUUUCAACCGGACGGCAUCCAAGAACAUGACAAGGUCAGCCCCGAAGAACUCACCAGGAACAUCAACAACGCCAUGUGGAAUGCAAAUGUGGUAAGAACAAUGCAAGGUAUUCCAACCAAAGACCCACCGCUGGUCGUAGCAGCCCGAUACACGGAAAGAAACUCCAGCCUGGUGAUCUCAACAUGCGAGGACCAAACAGCAGACCACCUGUUGGAGUUUUUCAACAAUUUCAAAGGAGCUCUAGCCAUAGACAUAGGAAAGUACAAACUAGAAGCACACGCCGACAAGAAAUGGUUCAAGAUACAGGUAGAUAACGUGGCCACCCUAGACUACUACAGAAACGUACUAGAACCCGACGCCAUUCUAAAGGAACUGGCAACGAACAACCCCUCAGUACAGGAGCUAACGAAGAUAGGCCACCUAUCGAUGCCUCCAAGAUGGCUGAUACCUGCCAAAGAACUAAAAUGCCAGUCAAGGAGAGGAUCCUCUUUCAUAUUCGCAACAGACAUCGAAGAGAAGGCGAUAAAAAUCGUUAAAGGAGGACACCUAGUGCUCUUUGGCCACUACUGUGGAGUCUGCCCAUUCCAAGACAGACCGCUGGUCCAACAGUGCAACGACUGCUGGAGAUUCGGUCACUUCACGAAAACCUGCAAAAACCCGAAGGCAUGCAGAAUAUGUAGCUCUGAGGAACACAACGAAAGCCGCCACCAAUCAACUUGCUCCAACUGCCAAGCAGUAGCAAUGGCAGAGGGUUAUGAAGACGACAUGAUGGGCACAUGCGACCACCACCUUAGAUGCGGCAACUGCUACCAGGCUGGAAACACCGAAAACCUGACACAUGCAGCGAACAGCAGAGACUGUCCCAUUCAAAAACAGCUAUACGGCACAGCAAGGAAUAAUGAAAAGUCGGCGAUUAAGAAGGGAACCCCAUACCAAAUCACGAACAAGAAAACAUGCAAACCCAAGAAAAAGAACGACGUAGUCGCCACCGUCACGAUCUCCAACCGCUUCAGCCUCCUCAACCCGGAUAGUGACAUGGCAGCAAAUACCACCACCACACAACAGCUAGUGAUGUGCGGGCUUGGGCCUGUAAAUUCUCAAGCCCGAGCCCUGAGCCCAAGCUCCGGGCACUAA
Marasmius oreades (fairy-ring Marasmius) is the source of this 1641-nucleotide messenger RNA. RefSeq lists its product as uncharacterized. The record is from RefSeq and is a predicted model, not a curated record. Bases 1 to 1641 code for a protein of 546 amino acids. The transcript has a single exon. NCBI's taxonomy places the organism in Eukaryota, Fungi, Basidiomycota, Agaricomycetes, Agaricales, Marasmiaceae.